AUGAUCCCUCCAAAUUGGGUUUCGCUUUAUAGGCGCAAGGUAUCGCAGCUAUGCGAGCUGCAGUCUACUCUCGAAGAUCAGAAGUCUCACUCAACCCUCAAGAAGCAAAGGAAUUCUUGUUUUGCCACCAUCUCAAAUGCAACAAUCGAGAUUCAUUCUAUGGACUUUGCUACUGGUGCAACUCGAUGCAUGCUCGGACAUUUCAGCCCCGACGUUGAGAAUGCUAUGGAAAUAUGCAGUGACGAUUUCUCGAAGCUCAGAGAACUGAUGAACAAGUAUCAAAGGACCGACAGGUCAAGCAUGCAAGAGACCCUCCUCCGAACCUUUAUCAGAUACUCAAGGAACGGGAAAUUCUGCGAUCCAGGUCCCUGGACACCAUCAUGCCAAUUCACUCAAGACACUGGAAACCUCUUCAACAGCAGUGACAAACAUGGAUUCACCAUCGAAAGUGGAGCUACAAUGGCCGACACCGUCUCCGGCCACCGAAUAGUCAUCAUGAAAAGCGACUCAUUGGUCGAAAAAACACUCCCGUCUGUUGGCGAGAUACUCGUCCUCGUCAGAUGGAUGUCCUCCGGAUAUCGACCUCAGAUGAAACAUCUGAGAAAAGCCCAAAGACUCUCGCAAAGUGAAAGGUUCAUUCACGACUUUCCGACAAUGGUGAUUUCAUUUCUACCAGACUGUCGAGUCCGAAUCCUAUACGGAUACUUCGACCAAGGUCGACUUAAGGUGGCUUACACUGAAGCCAUCAAUUUCGAUGCCAACAAUUACAGCUCCAAAAUGGGUGUUUUGGUGCAGUGGGCUUGGCCACUGGUCAAUUUCGAUACCAGAAAACCUAUUCCUCUCCUGACCAUCUCAGAGGAGACUACAUGUGAUACGUGUGGAUCAGCAAUGCGAAUGAACCAACCGUGUGAGGAAUGUGAGAGCGGCUGGGAGACUGAAUUUGAGAGUGAUUUAGAGGGGGAAGAGAUCGAUGUUUCAGGGUGUGAAGAGACCAAUAUACCAAGGUGCGAGGAGGAAAGGCCGAGCAUGGCGAAGAGGCCAUUGGGAACCAGGGCGGCCUCGAAAAUCCCCCGUUCCAUCUUGGGCAAUGCAUUCUACGCUCGUCUGAUGAGGGCCGUUUCAUAA
Messenger RNA from Penicillium salamii, 1125 nucleotides. The record is from the annotation of a GenBank genome assembly. Lineage: Eukaryota; Fungi; Ascomycota; Eurotiomycetes; Eurotiales; Aspergillaceae.